CCUCCCUCUAGUGAGAUCACCAAAGCCGCCGCUUUCUUUCCCAAAGUCCUACAAAGGAGUAACGCCAGCCGUACCUGAUGCCAACACCGCUCCUGUUUUGGAUGUAUGCACUUCUACACAGGAAUCUAACCAGGCCGAAUGGAGGCCCACCAAUGACCGAUUUUCAUCCUUGAUGGAUUAACUUGACUGGGGUGAGAAACCGACAAUGGCAGCCCAUCGUAUCCGAGCAACAAGCAGCAACAAUGUCCUCCCUCGCUGCAAGUCCGAGGGGACGCUCAUCGACCUCAGUGACGGAGUGUCUGAGGCCAGCCUCAUUGAUGUCAAAGUGCCUUCUCCCAGUGCCUUGAGACUGGAUACGUCUGCUUCCUUAGGGACUGCACGGGAAGUCGUUGCCAUUAAGGAUUACUGCCCUUCUAGCUUCAGCACUUUGAAGUUCUCCAAGGGUGACCACCUCUUCGUGCUGGACACGUCGGGGGGAGAAUGGUGGUAUGCUCACAACAACACAGAGAUGGGUUAUAUCCCAGCUGCCUACGUCCAGCCAAUAAACUACAGAAACUCCUCUUUUAGUGACAGUGGGAUGUUCGACAAUCUUGGGGAUGGCUCCGAUGAGGGUGCCAAGGAGAUGGACCUCCUUGGGGAAUGGACCGGGGUGAUCCUAAAACCUUCUCUGCAUUAUAAUGGCAACCCUUUCAUCACUCGUUCCUCGACAAACCCAUUCCUCCCUAGGGGUCCAACGGGCCCAUUGGAUCAGAACAGCAAUGAAAGGAACAAUAGUGUGGACCUUUUAUUCUUUGAUACACCCACACCUUCUCCACCCAACUCUUCUGCUACUACAGCUGCCACAGCUAAUGCGUUUAGCAGCAGCUUCUUUGACAUGACUCCUACGAGUCCAAGCUUGGAUUUUGCACAGUCAAUUAACAGGGACAAUCCAUUCUUCAGGAGCAAGCGAUCAUACAGUCUGUCCGAGCUCUCCAUCCUACAGGCCCAGUCCAGUGGUCAAACCCCCUCUACUAGUUUCUUCAGUGGUCUCAAACCUCCAUGUCCUGAGCAGUUUCAGUGCCGGGAGGACUUCAGGGCUGCAUGGUUAAACCACAGGAAGCUAGCACGAUCCUGCCAUGAUCUAGACUCCCUUGGCCAAAAUCCUGGCUGGGGCCAGACACAGCCAGUGGAAACCAAUAUCGUGUGCAAACUGGACAGUUCUGGUGGGGCCAUCCAGCUGCCUGACACAUGCAUCAGUGUCCAUAUCCCAGAGGGACAUGUAAUAUCAGGGGACACACAGCAGAUAUCCUUAAAAGCGUUGCUGGAUCCCCCACUGGAACUCAACAGCGAUAAGUGCUCCACUGUAAGCCCAGUGGUGGAAAUAAAACUGAGCAAUAUGGAGACAAGGACUUUCAUAACCCUGGAAAUGAAGGUGUCUGUCAUGGUAAAGAAGGAGAGUGAACAGACGGCCAAGGUGCUAUGUGUUCGAAGCGACUGUAAGGAGGGCCCCUACUCCCCCAUCCCCCGGACCUACAUGUAUGGAGACAUGGUCCAAGUCCAACUUGACAAUUUAGAGCCCUGUAUGUACGUGGCUGUGGUGGUACAGGCACAGCAGAUCUCUCAGAACUCAACAGUCUGGGAUCAUAUGAUCAAAAAGUUAACCUUGGGUGUCUAUGGUCCUAAGCACAUCCAUCCAUCUUUCAAAACUGUCGUGGCCAUUUUCGGACAUGAGUGCGCCCCAAAAACAUUGUGGGUAAAUGAAGUGGGGAAGCAGGCUAAUGCUGCCCCUCCUGUAGCCCUCCAGCUGUGGGGGAAGCACCAGUUCAUUCUGGCGAGGCCUCAGGAUUUACAGCUCGGUGUCUAUUCCAACAUGGCCAACUAUGAGGUCAAGGGUCAGGAGCAGGCGUGCGCCGUGCGGGGUUUCCAACUCAAGCUGGCCAAAGUGAGUCGACUCAUGUACCUGAUCUCCUCACGGAACAUGGACGACAUAUCUGACUUCACUCUGCGUGUUCAGGUCAAAGACGACCAGGACUGCAUCCUGGCCCAAUUUUGUGUGCAAACGCCGCAGCCCCCACCCAAAACAGGGGUGCGCUCCACAGGUCAAAGAAGGUUCCUGAAGAAGAAGGAAGUGGGCAAGAUCAUUCUGUCACCUCUGGCCAUUACCACGAAAUAUCCCGUUUUUCAGGAACGUUGCGUUACAAACUUAAAAUUUGGAAAGUUGCUUAAAACGGUGAUAAGGCAAAACAAAAACCAGUACCUUUUGGAAUACAAAAAGGGGGAUAUUAUUGCACUACUGAGUGAGGAGAAAAUUAAACUUAAAGGACAACUGUGGACUAAGGAGUGGUACAUUGGAUACUACCAGGGCAAAACUGGGCUUGUUCAUGCAAAAAACCUCCUGAUCAUAGGGAAAGUCAAGCCCAUUUAUUUCUGUGGGCCUGACCUUACCACCACCAUGUUACUAGACCAAAUUCUGAAACCCUGCAAAUUUCUCACCUACAUCUAUGCCUCUGUGAGGACCGUAUUGAUGGAGAACAUUGGAAACUGGAGAGCGUUCGCAGAUGCCCUGGGCUACAACAACCUGCCUUUGACCUACUUCUGUCGGGCAGAGCUGGACAGUGAGCCAGAAAGGGUGGCUUCUGUGCUGGAGAAGCUCAAGGAGGACUGCAAUAACAUGGAAAGCAAGGAGAAGAAGUCGUUUCAGAAGGAGCUCAUGGCCGCCCUGCUGAAGAUGGAUUGCCAAGGGCUGGUGGCCCGACUCAUAAUGGACUUUGUGCUGCUGACCACAGCCGUGGAGGUGUCCGCCCGCUGGAGGGAGCUGGCCGAGAAGCUGGCCAAGGUAUCCAAGCAGCAGAUGGAUGCCUACGAGGCCCCCCAUCGGGACAAGAAUGGAGUGGUGGACAACGAGUCCAUGUGGAAGCCUGCCUAUGAUUUCCUGCUGACGUGGGCGGCACAAAUCGGGGACAGCUAUAGGGACGUGAUCCAGGAGCUGCAGGUGGGCCUGGAUAAGAUGAAGAACCCCAUCACCAAGCGCUGGAAGCACCUGACUGGCACACUCAUCCUCGUCAACUGCCUGGAUGCCCUGCGGAGCUCCGCGUUCAGCCCCGCCGCGCAGGACGAUUUUGCCAUCUAGCCUCACCUUAACCUCCCCUCACCCCAGGAUUUGACUUUGGGAGAGACCGUGAGGUUUGGCUGUAGCCUAUAUUUGUCGAUGGUCAGCCAUUCCAGCCAAAACAGUCACGUGUGUUUAUUUAUUUCCCAAAAGUAUUAUCGUUCCUAUUAUCGUCGAUAUUGAGAAUAAAUAUAUUUUUUACUCGCAAAUGCACAUGCGCAAUUUUAGUACCACUUGAUGAAUUUUCUACAUUCAUUGUCGAAUAAUUGUAAUAAAAAAAAAAUCUAAUUCUUUCAUAUAGUCUGAUGUGCUUUUAGUCAUUAGUUGUUUUUCGUGACAAUACAAUAAUUUGAUAGUGUUCUGAAUUUUUGUCAUGCUGUAUAUUUAAUUACUUUAAAUGGCCGAAUAAUUACCCAUAAAGGUCAGGUUCAUGUUCGGUCACAAAACGGAAUAGGAUGAUUUCUGGCUAAACAGCCAUUUCUCUUCUGCAUACUGACACUGAACUUCCCCGUUUUCCUACAGCAGCCUUUAUGGAAACAUCCCUAGACUUAUUCAGGUUUUUGUAUUUUAAACUACUUCAACCUGGGUUUUAUAAAUGCAUCUAAUAUACUUUGUAUCAUCAUCUAAAAAAUAUAAUUUCAACCAAUGUAAAAUCACUCUUUGCAUCGUAAAAGGCUUUUCGGUUGAUUUUGUUUUUCACUACGGAGGCUGUAUGAAUGGUCAAUGGACAAAAAUAUUGUAUAACUUUUUGUGUGCAUCAAACUGUUGAGACAUACAUAUGUAAAUAUCUGGAGUGAAUGUUUGUUUAAGGUGAAUGCAUAAAUGUUUAAUACUAAUUUUGUUUCUGACUGCUUUUUGGAGGAAUAUGUAGGUAAUAUGUUCUGGGUUGUUUUGAAACACCUUAGUUUAGUUCCGAUUUGUUUUUGUUUAAGAUUUUUCGUCCCCAGCAAACGUAAGGUUGCAUGUGCAUAGUUAAUGUCCCUAUUGUUGUUGUUUUACCAUUGAAUACUGUCAGAAAAAAAUGUUUCAUUGUUUUGUCUUUCGUAUGGAUUGAUUAAAGUGGCCCUUUUUCUGUAACCCACUAGAAGUCACUUGGGCUAAACGCUACACAGGCUGCACAUGAUAUUCUAACUCUCCAAAAGACAUGAAGGUAUUUAUAUAGGCAUUUAAUGAAAUCAUGCCAUUUUGUUUGUGUGUUUAUGUGUAUUUAUGUUUAUAAUACAAUUGUGCUUUGUUAAA
Brienomyrus brachyistius is the source of this 4327-nucleotide messenger RNA. It is a transcript of the gene sh3bp4, whose product is annotated as SH3-domain binding protein 4. NCBI's taxonomy places the organism in Eukaryota, Metazoa, Chordata, Actinopteri, Osteoglossiformes, Mormyridae. The transcript has 5 exons. The record is from RefSeq and is a predicted model, not a curated record. The coding region runs from base 206 to 3109 and encodes 967 amino acids. Gene Ontology annotation, molecular function: protein binding. Gene Ontology annotation, cellular component: cytoplasm.